Molecule: messenger RNA, 3029 nt
Organism: Desarmillaria tabescens
Lineage: Eukaryota; Fungi; Basidiomycota; Agaricomycetes; Agaricales; Physalacriaceae
Exons: 9
Coding region: 163-2937 (924 amino acids)
Source: RefSeq, a predicted model, not a curated record
CCGGGAUAAUUUAUUUCGGGAGUCAGAUAAAUCAAGAACUUAAGUCACACGGUGUCGGGGGGCUACACGACCACGUGAUGGAAACCUUCAAUUUUCUCACUCAUUUGUGAAAUAAGACGCGUCUUUCACCCUAACAGUCAGCUCGUACCACACUCAUCCAGCAUGGUCCGGGCAUCUAAAAAGACGCCACCCAAUCCUGGCAAACCCAUCACGGACUUCUUCUUUCCCAAGGCUGCUUCGGCCUCGCAGCCGAAGCAGCAGUCCACCACCGCGUCUAUGGGCUCCAGCCAGAGACGGAGGCAAAAGCUCAAAUCAACUCAGCUUGCCACGCCAGUCACUCCCGCUGGCGGUAGUAUGUCGACUUUAACUGGUAGGGUCGGCGCGUCAACGAGAGAGCCCUUGUCGUCGCGUGGGAGUGUACAAAACGCAGCUAAAUCAUCAAAGUCGCUUCUCUCGCCCUCUGUGUCGACUCGACAGCGCUUUAGGACUCCGGAUAUACAUGUAGGGAGGUCGGUAAACAGCGCCAAGAGCCCAACACCCUUAUCGCCCAGCCAGAGAGCUGCGACCAAACGCAAGGCAAAGUUCGACCUGGAUGACUCGGGUGCCGAUUCGACAACAAACGAUGCCGUUGUUUACAUUCCACGUUCUUCUGUUCGUCCUCCAAUGAACAUUUCGGCCAGCAUAGCCCCUGAAGACCCGCCCCAGACCGAUAGAAAGCGGCUUCGCUUCUCUUCUCCAGACGCCAACACCGACGUCGUCCCUGGGAGCCUGUCAGAUGAGGAGGAAAUGACAUCCGAAUUCCGUCCUCAGCGCGACGCGAACAUCGCAAAGCCGGACGUGAAUCAAUGGCGUCAUGGUACCGCAUCUCCUGUUCCAGUUGAGGAUGUCGUAGCCGAUAGUGAGGAUGCAUCGUCACCCAUGUUCACUCCUGCCGAGAGCCCCUUUGCCUCUCGUCCUGCCACACCACCCGUUUUUCAGCAGCACACACCGCCGCCAACCGAUGUUUCUUCUGCAUCUGCUGCCAUAGAGUCACCGACUAUGGCUAGAACCGCAAAACUCAUCGCUGCAAUCAAAGAGAAAGCUUGGCAAAAGGCUUUAUCCAGCCCUGAGACGUCGUCCGUUCCCGAGUUCAAUGAAGACCUUGACAGCAGCAGUGAUGAUGAUGAUGUCUUGCCCACUCAGCUCUUUGGCAAGGGAAAAGGCAAAGCGGUACAACGAGACCCUAGUCCCUCUGAAAGGCCAAGGCGUAGUCUUCGAAAUAAAGUUUCACCCUCUAGCUCACGUCACGAUUCAGUUUCUCCUCCUCGUGCCUCGAAACGGACACGUACCGUCCCCGCUAGAGGGCUUGUCACACUCGUGACGAAGGCGCCUAAAAGGAAGUCAGUUAACCCGAUAGACGCUCUUCUGAGGGAGAAAAAACGCGGCGAAAGCAGUGGAGGGGGUGCCGCUGGGCUUCUUCGCGCAGAAAAUGCUCUUGCUAGUGGUGAUGUCGUCGCGGAAAGUUCUUUGGCCGCCGAGAAUCUGGCAUUAGACGCGAUACGAAACCAGGACGAUGUUUUGAAUGGGCCUUCAACAGAUUUAUUAGAUGUCGGCGACCUGUCGUUCGAUCAGGAAGGAGGACAAAGGUUACUAGGAGAGAAGCGUGGAAAGGCUGUCUUGGGGAUUCUGGAGGGCGACAAGCGCGAGAUCGAAAACAUCAGAAUGCAACAGAAGUAUUUGGGUGUGCCCUUGUGGGAUGAACCCAAAGACACCGCGAUGGAUUGGCAGUCGGGUCUACUUCCGUUCAACGAAGAAGACACGCCUGCCUUGAAGCUAUUCGGGGAUGCCAUCGCCAAGCAGAAUACUACGCAGGCUGCGUUACUGUUGCAAUCUGGAAUCUUCCUCAACCUCGAUUCGCAGAAAAAUCCUGCUGUCAUUCCGUACCUUGUGCCAUUUAGGUACAAUAUUCUGGCUGCACUGUGCUUUCACGAAAGUUCUGUAUCAUUUUCAGCAUUUUCAGCUCUCAUCAACAUAUGGAACAUGCCCGAUUGUCGAGCUUGCGGAGUGUCGUUUGACUCAAUGCUUUCCGCCAUCAUCCACCUCGGCGCUAAGCCCUCUGUUAUUGAAUCAGUUGGUUGGGCACAGCCAUCUGAGGCGGCCAGUCCACCUCCGAGCAAAGAAGAGACUUUAUAUCGCAUGGUGGCAUUAGUGACUAUGAGUGCAAGAUCGGGACGACUGGUUACGAACGAAAUCCCAGAUAUCCUUAUGAUCCUUCUAUUGAUUGCACUUGAUACAUCGAGCUCAAGCGAGAUACUGCUGGAUGUUGUCAAAGCAGUCGACACUUUGUGUCAUUCAAUCGCUCCAGGGGACGACAUAUCUAAGUCAAUUGAAAGUCGUAUCUGUAGCAAAGUCGCCAAGCAUGCCCUCGAUCUGACACCUAUCAAUAAAGCACAUAUGAUAUCCUUUAUUUCGGCGGGAACUGGACGUGCGCAACGGAUUGCAAGAAACAUUGCUCAUUGUGUUCUCACUGGAACAGAAAGUAUAUCGUCGGACAUGUACUCAGAUCUUCCCCCUCUCACGGAGAUCAUCGAUGCGAUUUUGACGUCUGGAGUUUUCAACAUUUGCGACGAGACAGACUACGUCGACAUGGGCUUUUGGACUGAGUUAUUAGCAGUUGCCCUUUCAAAUAUCGACGGCUAUGUCGCCCAAGAAAUGAAAAACCCUCCGCCUAUUGGCAGCCCUAGCAAAUCUGAUAAAUCUUACACGGGUUUGCAAGGUGUUCGGCUGGCCAUCGAGGGCGUGCACUCACAGAUAGACGAUACGCGUGCGGCGCACCUAGAUCGUACCCGUACUAAACUGUCUCUCAAAAAAUUGUCCCUGCGACUGGCGUAUCAGAUUAAAUCUGCCACCGACCUAAGGAAUAAGCAGAUCCAUCAAUAUUUCAAGAAGCCUGUAUAGACUUUCACCAAAGAAACUUGCAUUAUCAUAGCUUAGCUCAGUCUUUUAUAGUCGUGUAGAUAUUUCGAUUUCCGCUGGAUGUUUUAUCAAGU